Messenger RNA from Paramecium primaurelia, 2111 nucleotides. The record is from the annotation of a GenBank genome assembly. NCBI's taxonomy places the organism in Eukaryota, Ciliophora, Oligohymenophorea, Peniculida, Parameciidae.
AUGCAUAUUUCUAAAGGCAAACGAAUGAGAGUGAUGCUGACAAUUUUGUCUGUUGUUGAUUUUGGAUAUUGUUUUGAUAAUAUUACAUAUCUUACUGUGAUACUUUCUUGCAUACUUGUUUUGUGUAGUAUUGGUACUUAUAUUAUACAAUAUUAGUCAGUGUUUUAUUUGCGAAUAACAAAAUUUUAUCACAAAUUAUAAUCACUAUGUAUUACGGAAAGGAAUUAAUAUUAUAUGGGCCAACACCUACGUGGCCAAUAUUAUAUCUUUACAAACUGAUUGGGUCUCAAAACUACAUUUUUUUAUUAUUAUUUUCGAAUCAAAUAGUAUUCAAUUAACUUGAUUCGUUAUGGAUUUAUAGUAUCAAAAGGAAGGAUCAUCAUAGCAUUUAAUUAAUCUUGAUAUUAUUAUUAGAAGGUUAUUCCUUUUUUCUCAAAUAAAAAUCAUCUUAUUUUUGCAAAAACUUGUUGAUAAAGUAGUUUAAGUAGGAAUGCGUGCUUUAAAUCUAUGAUUUGAAUUAAAGAAAUAUUUAUGAAAAUACACAUUCGCUACCAAUAACAAAUAGGCUUUAAACAGAUAAUACUUUAAUAGGAAGUCCAAGAGGGGAUAAAAUUAAUUUAAUUUAAGAGGAUAAAGACAUUCAUUAUAAAUUAUUCUUGAAUAAUGAACCAGCUUUUUCAAUAGACUCAAAUCAAUAACCUUUAUUAUAGUAUUUAAUUUUUAAAUCAACUAAAGAAUUACUAUAAUUUUUAUCUAAAAAUAAUAAUUAUUUUAUAAUAGCUAUUUAAAAUGAUCCACUUUUAAAUGUCAAAUUUUAAUAUUAAGUAAAGUAUUUUUCGAUAAACAAUUUACAAAUUCUUGCAUUUUUAAAGAUAGAUAGUGGUUUAUUUGCCAGAUAAAAUCAUAAGUUAUUAAAAUACAAAUAAAAUCUCAUUAAUAUUUUUAAUCAUAAACUAAAAACUCCCCUUAAUAGUGCUAUUGGACAUCUUAUUACAGCCUAAGAGGACGAUAAGGUAAUUGGAGAAAUUAAAAAGAUGUAUUUGUAACCAGCCCUAUUGAAUUGUAGGUUAUAAUUAUAUUUAGUUUAAGAUAUUUUGGAUUAUCUAUCAAUUGAAAUUGAAUAAUUGCCUCUGAUGAACAACAAAACUAAUUUAAAAACAUUAUUAUUAGAAAUUUACGAUCUAAUUGAAUAUUAAUGUAAACUAAAAAAUAUUGAUAUUUUAUUUACUAUUAAUAAUGAAAACUUUAAAAAAGUAGAUAAUAAAUAAUUAUUUAUAUAUACAGAUUCAAACAAAUUAAUGAGAGUAUUGUUAAAUAUUUUAAAUAAUUCUUAUAGAUAUACUGAGGAAGGAGGUUGUAUCACCUUAGAAAUUAAAUUAGAUUAAUUGAAUAAGAUUACUUAUUUUUCUAUAACUGACAAUGGAUAAGGAAUUGAAGAAGAAUAAAUUAAAAAAUUAAAUUGUUAAUUGAAAUCUUUCGACAGCAUUACUUUUAACAAGUUAAAUAAAUAAUAAGAUAAGAAUCCUAAUAUAAAACUGGGAUUAAGUCUCUUUCUAACUAAUAAACUUAUUAAAUUAUUGAGUGGGGAUAACAGUUGUUUAUAAUUAAGAAUAUCAAAUAAUCAAUUAUUUUUUACAUUUUCAAUCAAUAAUAUUCAAGAAAUCCAAUCAGCAAGUUCACUUGGAAAAUCUAAACAUAAUAGUUUUGUAAAAUAAAAAUCAUUAAGAGGUUUAAAUAACAAAUUUAAUAGCUAAUCCAGUCCUAGAAUUUCCAAAUUUAAAUAAAAUUCAUAAAGAUAAAUCGAUAUUAAGAAUUAUAAUUCCUUAAGAUUGAUUUAUGAGUGUGAUAUUCAUAAUGAACCCUAACCUUAGGUUCCAUAUAAGAUUACUAUGCAUUAAAACAAUCAAAAAUUUCAUCAUCAAAGAUAAAGAAUUAAAACAACAAGAAAAUCUUUAGAAUCUUAAUUUAGAUCUAGAGCAACUAGUUUUAGAACUCAUAAGAUUGAACAAAUAAUUAGAUCAGAAUAAGUUUAAUAACAAUAACAAUANUAAAGAAUUACUAUAAUUUUUAUCUAAAAAUAAUAAUUAUUUUAUAAUAGCUAUUUAAAAUGA